Molecule: messenger RNA, 1163 nt
Organism: Sclerotinia trifoliorum
Lineage: Eukaryota; Fungi; Ascomycota; Leotiomycetes; Helotiales; Sclerotiniaceae
Source: the annotation of a GenBank genome assembly
AAAAGAAUGCGCUUCUCUAUUUGUCUCAUAUCUUUUCCGUGAUAUUUACUAUUGCAUUCUUAUCGAAAAUUCUUUAGCCACCCUAGCCCAUAUCCUAUUCACUUUCAUUAUCAAAACAAAGCUAUUGUCUUGCUUUACUCCCUCGUUUCCAAGUUCAUCCAUCUUCUUUCAACACCUGCACUGCAACAUCCAAUCCUCAACACAUUUUAAGUAGCACGCGCACUCCGAAGGGAUAUAUCUAGAUUUAGGUAAGUAAGGGUGGAAUUUCUGGUUUAACUUCAGGUAACUUUUCGAGCAAGAGAUGACUUCUGACUGUCCAUCCUCAUUACAGUUUCGCAGUCACAAACACGUCUCAGCUAAACAAACCAAAAGUCAAGACCUUUGUUGCAAUUUCCCAAUCGCAAAUAAAACCACAUAAACAAAAGCAAGAUGCCCUUAUCGUCCACCGAUCCCGACACCCCAUCUCCCGCCUCCAGACAGGGCAAACCUGAGCCUGGCACUGGUAAUGACACUGGCGCCAAUACCGAUAAGCCAAAGACAAUCCCCAUCAAAGUCGUCGAUCAGCAGGGCACCGAAAUUACCUUCAAGAUCAGGCGCAACAAACCUUUACAGAAGAUUAUCGAUGCCUAUUGUAGCCAUAAGGAAAUCAGGGACCAAAAGAUGGUGAGGUUUACUUUUGAUGGGGAUAGGGUUAAGACGAAUGAUACAGCAGACAGUUUGGAGAUGGAUGAGGAAGGCCGUAUUGAUGUUUUCUUGGAACAGCAAGGAGGUGGUCAUUGAUCUUGAAUAACAUGUGGAUGGGAUUUGAUAAGUAGGUUAGUUCAUUGAAGUAAAUUGCUGGAUGUAUUACUUAUGUUAUACUUGUUAUAGGAUAUACCUGAGACUUGAGGUUCAGCGGAGUUCGAGGCGCAAGGCACACGGCGCCAAGAAUAAGGAGUUUUGGGACACUUAGAAAGGACGCUUCAGAGGCAUGGUGGUGCAAUUUUCAGGGCUGGGUUCCAUUGGUAUGUUUCUCAUUCAAUGCAAAAAGUACGGAGAUAAUGGGUCAUACUCUCUCUGCGUAAUGGCGCAGACAUAUUUAAAUGUGUGCUUUCCACAAUACCUAAAUGACUCACGUACAAGGUGUCUACCAAAAUUCAGUUCCCAUGCGGAAGAGAUUUAAU